Messenger RNA from Cygnus atratus (black swan), 951 nucleotides. RefSeq names its product gastrula zinc finger protein XlCGF49.1-like. The record is from RefSeq and is a predicted model, not a curated record. Gene Ontology annotation, cellular component: PcG protein complex; transcription regulator complex. Gene Ontology annotation, biological process: regulation of transcription by RNA polymerase II. Gene Ontology annotation, molecular function: DNA-binding transcription factor activity, RNA polymerase II-specific; RNA polymerase II cis-regulatory region sequence-specific DNA binding. Lineage: Eukaryota; Metazoa; Chordata; Aves; Anseriformes; Anatidae. The transcript has a single exon. Bases 57 to 818 code for a protein of 253 amino acids.
GGGAUUUGGAAGACUCAUCCCAAUGGGAUGAAACCAAGGAGAGCCAUUGGCACAGCAUGGUGCUGAGGAGGACCGAGGUGGCCGUUUGCCUGAGUGCCAAGCUAGGAGAAGACCCGGAGGAGGAACCCAGGCCACAAAGACCAAGGCAAAACUGUGCCAGGAAGGUGCAGGAUAACCCUGGUGAAAUCCAUCCCCAGAAAACUGGGAUCGAGGCUGGGACGUGCCCCAAGGAGAAAGUGUAUGGGUGCAGCAAGUGUGGAAAAACCUUCAAUUGGAAGAACAACCUGAGCCGGCACCUGAGGACGCACGCCAGGGAGUGUCCCUACAAGUGCUCCGAGUGCUGGAGGAGCUUCAGCAACCAUUCGAACUUCAUCUCCCACCAGAAGCUCCACCGGGGGGAGAAACCCUAUGAGUGCUUGGACUGCAGGAAGUGCUUCAGCCAGAGCACCAGCCUCCUGGCCCACCACCGGAUCCACACGGGGGAAAAACCCUAUGUCUGCUUCAGCUGUGGGAAAUGCUUCGCCCGGAGGCAAAACCUGACCAUGCACCAGAGCAUCCACACCGGGGAGAGACCCUACUCCUGCCAGGAUUGCGGGAAAAGAUUCCGGAGGAGCUCCGACCUCAUCCGACAUGAGAGCCUCCAUACAGGUGAACGGCCCUACAAAUGCCCCGACUGUGGGAAGGGUUUCACACGGAGCUCCAAGCUGAUGGAACACCAACGGACCCACACAGGGGAAGCCCCCUACAGGUGCUCAGUGUGUGGCAAGCACUACAAGGCCAACGUCUCCUUGAGGUCCCAUCUGAAGCUGCACACGUGAGAUGGGCUCGCUGAGGGGCUGGUGGGGCCAUGUCCUAUGGGGAGAUGGAGAGGAGGAAGGUGCCAUGGCCAGGGAGGGCCUGAUGGGUGGAUGGUGGCGAGCAUAGGACCUGGAGGUAGUUGGGCUCGCUGCU